UCUUCAAAAGAGGGAGGGGCGGAACGAACGUUGCGAGCGGCGCGCAGCGCCGCUAUGCUCCCAGGUGCCAAACUGUUUCCACGGGCUCCCAUCAACGAGAAAACCGCAGAUUGACGCCAAAUGCGCCGAGGUCCGCGCUGGGGUUUCUCGCUGACAGCCGCGGCACUGGCCCUUGUACACGUACUGGAGGUGGAGGAUCUACGCGACCAGCAGCGCGGAGCGCUGCUUGGCUUCCAGGAACAGCAAUCCUCUGGCCCCUUCCAAAAUCAGAAAAUCUGCAAUUCGACGUCAACUAGACCGAGGUCCGCGCCCAAAGUUCUCGUUGGUGUCCGCGACUUGUGCGGGUGGGAGGGGCGGCGCGCAGCGCCGCCUAGCUCGUCUUAUCUUCCCCACCUCGCAUGCGUGACUGGCCGACAUUCGUCCUCCCUGUCUCGAUCAUAUCAAACGACGCUCAAGCGACUCGAAGGGCAGUCCACCCCCCUUGACACGAUGAUCCGCCGUCUCGCGAGCGAUCAAGUCACGACGCCUCUACCUCCUCCCUAGCUUCGUCUCAACAUCUUCUGCCCAACCGUGGAGUCUCCACGCGAUCCGGCUCUGAAGCAACGUAUCGACAUCCCGCGAGCGAGG
This is a messenger RNA of Schizophyllum commune H4-8, 627 nucleotides long. RefSeq lists its product as uncharacterized. The transcript is spliced from 5 exons. The record is from RefSeq and is a predicted model, not a curated record. Bases 121 to 543 code for a protein of 140 amino acids. Lineage: Eukaryota; Fungi; Basidiomycota; Agaricomycetes; Agaricales; Schizophyllaceae.